AUGCCGAUUGCGCCGAGCGUGGGGACCGCAAGAUACCCGAGACCGGCCAGAGAGGCCGACGGCGACAUGCGUGCCAGUCUACAACCGGGUUUGGAUGAAGAAUCCUCGCCGAUCAAAACCGAGAUAUACGAGCAGCCAUCAGAUCGCGGAUCGAUCAAGUUUCUUUUGAAUGGAGGCACCGAUAGCUUUACCGAACAAUUCAGACUACCCCCGCGGGGUGACCGGGCACGAGGGCUAGUAUACCAUAACCAGACUGGAUUAGAAGAGGCGGCCUCAGGAGAAGUCUUCCCUUACGUGCAGAACAAUCGACAAGACUAUACACCUACUCUCGUCGAUUCCGACCCAUCGUCAUUUCAAUUCUUCCAAGACACAUUCCUCGACUUCUUCAAUGGGCCUUUCGGGGAUGGCCAAAAGUCCGCCGAAGACCCUUUCAGUGGCCAAAUCACAUAUCAAGCAGCCAUCCCCGGGCAAGGACUCAAUUCGACUCUCUCGCCGGAACAGGCCAUGUUUGAUCCUGAGCCGGAGCGACCGUUUGCCAUGGCUUUAAUUCAGUCCAUCCUCGCUAGAGCCUGGACAGUCCCAUUGGACGCCAAAGCUCAAGAAGAAAUAUCGACCAACCUUAAUUUUCUGUUGACGACCGCACGCAUACGAAAAUUCAUCGCGUUAUAUUUCAAAUAUUGGCAACCAAGUUGUGCCAUGAUUCAUAUACCCUCUUUUGAUCCAGAGACAGCUGCAAUACCUCUACUUGCUUCAGUUGUCUUCAUGGGAGCCAUGUACAGCAGUGACCAGAGGGAGGUAUAUGUCGCGAAGAGGUUACUCGACUUUGCAGAGCUCUAUAUCUUCUCAAGUCAGGUCUACUCGUCAGAGAGCGAGGUCGCUAUUAGUUUCUUGGGAAAUCGAAACGCCGAUGAUGAGUCCAGCGACUGGAUCAAGUUCCAAAAUUUCCAAGCCGGUUUUAUUAUCAUCGUCGUCCAAUAUUGGGCCGGAAGUCGCGCAUCUCGAAAUCGCGCGAUGGAAAACCGCUUCAGCGAAGUUGUCAAGGUCGCUCGGCGAUUAAGUCUGGUCAAGUGCCAACACACAUCGGUAGAGCAAUUGGAGCACCAAUGGAUUCAAACAGAGUGUCGUAUUCGGACCACUAGCAUCAUCUCAUUACUCGACUGCGCUUUCUUCUUCUACCAAAAUUACCCUUGUCGGUUGACGCAUUCCGAGAUGGAAUGCGAACUACCAUGCGAAGGAUCCGUUUUUGAGUCACCACACCCUUUCUCCGAACCUAAUUUCCGAUUUUCCCGCCGUCUUACCCUCUAUGGGGCAUUCCAAAACCUCUUCGACUCUUCACACCUGGCUGGACAAUCGCCCGAUCCUACUCAGAUGGAUUUGACGGUCUUGGAUAUGUUCAUUCUAAUUCAUGGUAAACACUCAUUCUUCCUUCCCUUGAGAUCCAGGCUUAUCAGAUUUGCAGUUUUAUUUUCUUUUAUCAACACGCACAUGACGCUUGUCGGGCUUCUCAAUCAGCAUGGCGGCGCGAUUCCGGCAUCGCAAUCCCCAGUCGGCGGAAAUGAGAGUAAGAGUACAAUUCCUGAAGAUUCUCUGCUUGGUUCGAUCAGGAUAGCCCUGAAUCGCUGGCGAGAUCACUGGGUCGCAUUGCGCAAUCAGGUCUCAAGUGACGAGUGGGCCUCCAUGGGCUUCUAUAAAAACGGAUAUAACUUCUGGCUUGUUUCACAGUUACUCAUCACCAAGAAGGACGCCGUCGACGUUAUUAUGCAAUUGGAGGUGCAUUGCGAAGAUAAGCUGGAGAGGUUGAAAGUUCUCCUUCAGGAUGAACAGGAUUAG
This is a messenger RNA of Penicillium maclennaniae, 1830 nucleotides long. RefSeq lists its product as uncharacterized. Gene Ontology annotation, molecular function: zinc ion binding; RNA polymerase II cis-regulatory region sequence-specific DNA binding; DNA-binding transcription factor activity, RNA polymerase II-specific. The record is from RefSeq and is a predicted model, not a curated record. Gene Ontology annotation, cellular component: chromatin. Lineage: Eukaryota; Fungi; Ascomycota; Eurotiomycetes; Eurotiales; Aspergillaceae. The transcript is spliced from 4 exons. Gene Ontology annotation, biological process: DNA-templated transcription; regulation of transcription by RNA polymerase II. Bases 1 to 1830 code for a protein of 609 amino acids.